AGAUCUUCUUCCACAAGGAGGAGCCCCUGAGCUCGUCCUGGUGGGAAAUGCUCUUGUGCGGAUGCGGAAAUCGCGUGUGGAAGCUUGGUGUGACAAACCGUAGAAUUGUCGCUCAGAAGAAGGAAGCCGCUGCGUUUGGAACCUGCCAGCUCACUUGCCGUGAGGAUUGCUGGCCAAUUGAGAAUGUGGCCAAGGUCAGCGUUCUUUCCGGAGAGUUCUGGGGAUACACCGUACCAGUUCUUUGGGAGCUUGCUCAACGAUACUUCGUCAUUGCUCUCUUGUUUGAUUUGCUUCACGGCUUUGUCAAGGCCAACAUCCAGGAUUUCUUUGGACCAACAGCUAACAGUGAUGUGGUGAUCCAGAGAAUCAUCAUCGGAAUCAAUGUGUUCUUGUACCUUCUCUGCAAUCUUUUGUUCCUGUUUGCCGUCGUCUACUCGUUUGCUGUCAUGGGACUUGUCAUCUUCCCCCAUGCUAUCGUGAAGGUUUACCUCACCCGUGAGCUUGAGGAAGAAGGAAACCCUCUCAGCCAUAUCGGCGGAUGGUGCUGCGGUGGAAAGAGCAACAGCAGGCCCAUGGAGUCGUUCACCUUCCAGACCCAAGAGGCAUACAAAGCCUAUCAAGCGAUCAUGGCUGCGCGAUCUGGAGUGACCAACACUGGAUGGCAAAGUGUCGGACGUGCCCAGAAAGAUUCCAAGGAGGAGCAUUAAGAAAUUAUCAAAAGGAUGAGGCCGGCGUUAUCAAGUCGCUAGCACCAUACUUUGUUCAAGUGCAUCC
Messenger RNA from Guillardia theta CCMP2712, 774 nucleotides. RefSeq lists its product as hypothetical. Lineage: Eukaryota; Cryptophyceae; Pyrenomonadales; Geminigeraceae. The record is from RefSeq and is a predicted model, not a curated record. Bases 48 to 707 code for a protein of 219 amino acids. The transcript is spliced from 7 exons.